AUGGAUUACAUGGAAACUUUUGCCCCAGUUGCGAAAAUGACAACAAUUCGCACUCUUAUUACCGUUGCUUCCAUUCGUAGGUGGAAUAUAACUCAGAUGGAUGUUAAGAAUGCUUUCCUCAAUGGAGAUCUUCAAGAAGAGGUUUUUAUGGUUCCUCCACCUGGUGUCCCACACAAACCUGGUGAAGUUUGUAAGCUCCGAAAAACUCUCUAUGGGCUUAAACAAGCAACAUGCGCUUGGUUUGAUAAAUUCUCUACUGUGAUCACUUCAAUAGGAUUUCAUCGUAGUCAUCAUGAUUCGACAUUGUUCAUCAAGUGUACAGAUCGAGGCCGUAUUCUUCUAUAUUUAUACGUUGAUGAUAUGAUUAUUACAGGUGAUGAUAUUGACGGGAUUGGGCUCUUGAAAUCCGAGUUGGCUCGUAGUUUUGCGAUGAAAGAUUUAGGGAUGCUAAGUUAUUUCCUUGGGAUUGAGGUUGCUUCAUCUCCAAAGGGGUAUAUUUUAUCUCAGUCAAAAUAUAUAGGUGAUAUAUUUGAUCAUGCUCGUCUUACUGAUAAUAAGAUUGUGGAUACUCCAAUUGAAACCAAUGCUCGGUAUUCCCUAACCGAUGGCUCACCUUUGCCAGAUCCAGCCUUGUAUUGUACAAUUGUUGGCAGCUUGGUUUACCUCACCAUCACCUGUCUUGAUAUUUCUCAUGUUGUACACAUUGUUAGUAAGUUUGUUACUGCGCCUAUUAUAGUUCAUUGGAGUGUUGUUCUUCGUAUUCUCCGGUAUCUUCGGGGAACUCAGUUUCAGAGCCUUCUCCUUUCUUCCUCUUCUUCCUUGGAUCUUCGAGCGUUCUCUGAUGCUGAUUGGGCUGGUGAUCCCUCCGAUCGCAAGUCCACCACAGGGUUUUGUAUCUUUCUUGGUGAUUCUUUGAUUUCAUGGAAGAGCAAAAAGCAAGAUGUGAUCUCUAGAUCUUCCACAAAAGUUGAGUAUCGUGCUAUGGCCUCUACGACCUGUGAGACUGUUUGGUUACGAUGGUUACUUGGCGACAUGGGAGUCUUUCUUCAUGAGCCUACUCCAUUGUUCUGUGAUAAUAAGAGUGUCAUCCAGAUUGCUCGUAAUUCGGUGUUCCAUGAGAGGACGAAACACAUUGAGAUUGAUUGUCAUAUUGUUGUUCGACAUCACUUUGCAAUCGGUACCAUCACAUUGCCAUUUGUUUCUUCCUCUCUGCAGAUCGCCGACUUGUUCAUCAAAGCUCUAUCCUCUUCUCAUUUUCGUUAUUUUGUUACCAAACUCCCAAUGCUCAUUGUUGCUGCAUCAUGA
Molecule: messenger RNA, 1305 nt
Organism: Impatiens glandulifera
Lineage: Eukaryota; Viridiplantae; Streptophyta; Magnoliopsida; Ericales; Balsaminaceae
Exons: 1
Coding region: 1-1305 (434 amino acids)
Source: RefSeq, a predicted model, not a curated record